AUGAUAACUUAUAAAUUCAUUGAUAAAAAUAAAAUUUUUGAUGCUAUUGAAGAUUUUGUUCUACAAAUAAUUUCUUGGUUGUUAAAUAUUAAUGUUGAUAUAUUUAAAAAUAAUUUAGAUAAAAAUUAUUCUAGUAACCUUUUCGAUAAAAAACUAAUUAGAUUAUGCAGAACUCUCUCAGUUGUGGAAUUAAUAAACAACAUGAUUAUUCAGGAUAAGAGUUGCACACAAAGAGAAAUUUAUUACAAACUUUAUAAUGUAUUCUAUAAGCAAACUCAAACUAAUAGGCAUAUAAAAGAGGUUUGUAAUAUUUUAGGUUUUCCGAGAUCAACAUUAAACAUAUAUGCAUCAGAAAAAGGAUGCAUAGCUGGGCUACUGGUACUUAAAAAAAACAAUGAAAUUUUAAGUCUGAGUGAAAUGAACAACGGUUUAAUGAUUAAUGAGUAUCUUUUAAAUGUUGAUAAAAUUGAUACCUCAGCUCAUUACAUAUUGGUCGUUGAAAAAUAUUCUCUUUAUCAAAAACUUUGCCAACACAAAAUUUGGAAUAUUCUUCCUUGCAUUUUAAUAACUGGAAAAGGAUUUCCUGAUUUUGCAACAAGAAAAAUUCUUUACCAACUUAUGGUCUUAUUUAAUUUAGAAUGUGCUUAUGUUGGGGAUUAUGAUCCUUACGGUAUUAGAAUUUAUCUAACAUAUAAAGAAGGGAAUUCAGCAAAUGAAGAUUCUAUAUAUUCUUGCAAAAAUAUAAAAUGGAUUGGUAUGUGUUCAGAAGAUAUUGGAUUGUUUCCAAAAGAGUCACUGUUAGUAUUAACUAAAAAAGAAAAAAACGUAAUAAGAAAUUUAUUAGAAGACAAAAAUUUAAACUAUAAUUCUAAAAUUAGAAAAGAAGUUUGUGAAAUGAAAAAAAUGAACUAUAAAUUUGAAAUAGAAGCAAUAGAAUAUUUAGGAAUGGAAUUUUUUAUUAAAAAAUAUUUAAUAUUGAAAAUUCUAAGAAAACAAUGGUUAAUAUAA
Plasmodium relictum is the source of this 1008-nucleotide messenger RNA. Its product is annotated as topoisomerase, putative. Gene Ontology annotation, biological process: meiotic DNA double-strand break formation; meiotic DNA double-strand break processing; reciprocal meiotic recombination. Gene Ontology annotation, cellular component: nuclear chromosome. The record is from RefSeq and is a predicted model, not a curated record. The coding region runs from base 1 to 1008 and encodes 335 amino acids. The transcript has 9 exons. Lineage: Eukaryota; Apicomplexa; Aconoidasida; Haemosporida; Plasmodiidae. Gene Ontology annotation, molecular function: DNA topoisomerase type II (double strand cut, ATP-hydrolyzing) activity; DNA binding; ATP binding.